ACAAAUGCAAGAACUCGGACUUUUCCGACGAGGCUCGGUCAAUUACCCAAAAAUGGCAAUUCUUCCCAAGCCUCAUAUCGAGGGCAUCCAAAGUGUGACGACCUUCAAGGUGACCGAACCCCGGGUGACCCAACGGGUCGACCCGGGCCCGCUCAGCUCGUUCCAGAGGUGCUUCAACACGGUCCUCUACUUCAAGAGAGUGGAGGGGGAUGAUUUCUCCGGUUGGGAUUUGGCGGGGUGGAUCAAGGACUCGCUUGGCAAGGCCUUUGUGGAGGAGCCAACCAUUUGUGGGCGGCUGCGGAGGCCCGAGGAGGGUAGUGAGUUCGAGAUCGUGUCGAAUGACAGUGGGGCACGGCUCAUCGAGGCCAGGAUUGGGAUCGGCUUGGAGGAGUUUUUGGAGUCAGAAGGGAGGGAGGAGGCCGAGGCUGAGCUUGUGUAUUGGAAAGACAUCGAUGAGCAAAAUCCUCAGUUCUGUCCACUCUUCUACAUUCAGGUGACAAACUUCCAAUGUGGUGGGUACUCAAUUGGGAUCAGCUGCAGCCUUCUAUUGGCAGAUCCUCCAUUCAUCAGCAGCUUCCUGAAGAAAUGGGCAGCCAUCCACAGCAGUCUGGUCUCCGAGAUGGACCCACAGGUGAAGAAGCCCAUCUUUUACCUCCACAGCGUCAGAAACAUUAACCCCUCAUCGCCGAGCCCUCUUGGGCCGAGCCCGUGCAAGAACUCGGCCCGAACCGUCAUCUUCAAGUCAGUUGACCGGACCGUGAACUUGGACAAGAAGUCGCUUGCACUCCUCUGCGCUGAGGUUGCCGAGAAGGUGAUGGAUGCCAAGCUGGGAUCGAAGGUAUCACUGCUGGUGAGAGAGAAGUCGGGCGAAGUAAAGGUGGAAAUUUUUUCCAGAAACAAUGGGAGCCCUCAGCUCCGGUUAGGCCCAAAAGGGCAACCGAGUCCGGUGAGCUGGGAGAGCUUUGAGGCAGGUGAGGUCGCGUUUCGGAAAGGGAAUUUCCCAGUUCUUGUUUCGCAAUGGAUCGGGACUUCGGACGGGUUUGUGAUGAUAACACCCUAUGGCGGCGAGGAUGAACAUUGGGCCUAUGUCUUGGUCACCCUGUGAUCACAAGGAGUCGCGGUAGCGCAUCACUGUUCCAAAACCUACCCGUAAACCUCUCUCUCUCUCUCUCUCUCUGCUCAUGUCUGCUAAGCCCAUGGACAAACCCAGCUAGCAUUUACCCGUGUGAGAGUGCGAGAGAGCUGAGCUCAAGAAGAC
Punica granatum (pomegranate) is the source of this 1258-nucleotide messenger RNA. The record is from RefSeq and is a predicted model, not a curated record. NCBI's taxonomy places the organism in Eukaryota, Viridiplantae, Streptophyta, Magnoliopsida, Myrtales, Lythraceae.